CAUGCAUUCAUUUACAUCACCAAGACUAAAAUAUCCCAGUAUUUUAAUCAUACCGCCAUCAAACCCCUCUGAGAAGCCCCUAGUUUCAGAAAUGAACAACACCAACGGCCAAGAAUCUCACCCUCAUUAUCCUUCGGUUUCUUCUCCCAAUCCAAAUUACGAAACAAACCCAUUUGCAUCAAGUUCAAGCAGCGCCCAAAACAGGCAAUCUGAUCAUCACCAUCAGCCUGCAGGUCCAUCGUCAGCUUCUGCGCCGGAAUCUACAGCCCCAGAUGCUGAGAAAUGGGGGACUCAUGUGAUGGGAGCACCUGCUGUUCCCACUUGCCAUCCGGACAACAAAAAAGCAGCCUUGUGGGGUGGUUCAGCUGAUCAUGAUAAUCAAGCUCAACAACCUUAUCAUCAUCCUUACCUUCUGUACACUCCCGUUGAGAAACCAAGCAGUCCCAUGGAAUCCAUUCUUAAUGUCUUCAAUUCUUGGAGUAAUAAGGCUGAAACUAUGGCCAAUAAUAUUUGGCACAAUCUUCGAACGAACUCGUCUGUGCCUGAAGCUGCGUGGGGGAAGAUGAGCCUAAACGCGAAAGCAUUAACAGGAGGUGGAUUCGAGACAGUAUACAAGCAAACUUUUGGUACAUAUCCAAACGAGAAUCUGAAGAAGACGUUUGCCUGUUACCUUUCAACAUCAACAGGGCCUGUAGCUGGAACUCUAUAUCUCUCAAAUGUUCAUCUAGCUUUCUGCAGUGAUCGCCCCUUGUCUUUUACAGCACCCUCCGGCCAGAAGACUUGGAGCUACUACAAGGUUAUGGUACCUUUGGCCAUGAUUGGCACCGUCAAACCAGUGGUGAUGAGGGAAAAUCCAUCAGAAAAAUACAUCCAGAUUGUAACUGUUGAUGGGCAUGAGUUUUGGUUCAUGGGAUUUGUCAACUAUGAUAAAGCCUGUCGACAUCUUUCAGAAAGUAUCUCAAUUUUUGUAGCACCUGGUGUACCAGCACAACCAACUGCCUAGAUCUUUCAUUCAGAUCCUCAGUUUCUGCUAUUAAUUAAUGGUUUCUUGUAUUCCAAUUUUUCGAUUUUUGACUUUUGAGUAUGCAAUAAAAUGGAUAUGCUUGAUUUA
Messenger RNA from Mangifera indica (mango), 1111 nucleotides. RefSeq names its product GEM-like protein 5. Lineage: Eukaryota; Viridiplantae; Streptophyta; Magnoliopsida; Sapindales; Anacardiaceae. The record is from RefSeq and is a predicted model, not a curated record. Bases 2 to 1003 code for a protein of 333 amino acids. The transcript has 3 exons.